AUGUCUGCCGUCUUCGAAAGCUACUCGCAAGAGAUUGCUGUCCCUGCAAAAAUCAACCCGCUCCCGGCCUACUCCUUCCUCUCGCGCCCCCCGCCCCAGAAGAAGCGCCCUAUCAAGCCGCUCCCGUCCCCUCCCGCCUACACGCCCCAGGCCAACCCUCCUCUCGAGCUCCGCGUUCCCAAGCGCCGCACCUCAAACACCUUCUCCACCAUCCACAACUGGGCCUCCCACGUCCAGCCCGGCUCUCCUGCGUCUACCAUCUCCCCGCGCUCGCCCGCCGCCUCCAUCCGCCGCCGCCUCUCCAGCGCAGCGCUGCCCCGUCGUCCUUCCGUCGGACAUGGCAAAGCCAAGCGCAGCAUCUCUGGAACGCUCAUCAACGUCGAGACCCCGCUGACGGCGACGACGCCCUCGAUCACGAUGAAGGAGGCCAGAGCGGGGCUCACCGCCGCCGGGUACACGUCCGUGUUCCUGGGGCUCAAGACGCCCAUCAGCGCUGCCGUGCCUAUCCCGCUCAACUUUAGCUCGCCCACGGACUGGGUGCACGUCGGGUUCGACAUCGGCUUCGACGCCCCGAAGAGCGCCGGUGCGGCGCUCAGCUCUGCCCCCGGCGCCGAGCGUAAGCCAAGCAUCGGCCACCGCCGGCUGCGCUCGCUCGGCGGCGCUCUCAAGGCGCGCUCGCGCUCCGCCGCACCUGCAUCACCCACCCGUCCGCUCCGCGUCAAGUCCAAAGCAGCAGCAGCAGCCGCGGCCAAACCCAGCGCAGACACGAUCGUCAAACGCAAAAAGUCCAAAUACGCGCCCGUACCGCGUCCCGCGCCGCUCGCGAACGAGCUUGCGCUCAUGCAGUUCGCGGAUGGCGGCAACGCCGACGCGACUAUUCAGCGUUUCAUGGCGUCCCAGGCUCUUGCGGGGCACUGCGGCGUCGGCGUCGGCGACGUGUUCCGCGACGACAAGGGCGGGGUGUGGUGGGACGAGGACGAGGAGCUGGAGUACAAGCAUCUCCUUGCUCGCUCCCCGGCAUCCGCGGGCGACGGCGCGCUGUACGACGUCCCGCUCACGCCCGCCUCUGGCGCCUCCUCGAUUGUCGCGCUGGGCAACGCGCAGUGGGUCAAGUUCUCCACCGCCGUCGCGGAGACGCGCACGGUCUCGUCGCGCGCCUCCUCGGACCUGGACGAGCGCUACCUCGUGCGCGCGGAGCCCGGCGCGCUGGACGGCGGAGACGCGUUCGUUGCCGUCGACUCGAUGCUGCCCUACCUCCACCCUCUCGCCAACGCCUCUAGCUCCUCGUCGUCGUCUUCGGUCCUCGCUCUCCCCGCGCGCCCGCGCCGCACGGCGCCGCAUCUGUGUAAAGCCGAUUUACUGGUCGACGCUGCGUUUCGCCCGCCGCUUACCCCUCGUACGCCCAAGACUCCCAAAUCGCCCAAGAGCCCGAAAAGCCCACGACACAAACCGAGCCUCACCUCUUUCCCCGCGAAAUCAGCGAGCACAACCACCGCAGCCAGACCACGCAGACGCCCAGCGCCGCUGACGCUCGUGCCGCCUGCGCCCGGAGCGCGCAUCGCGCUCGCUGUGAACGUGCUCGCUGUUGAGCGCGAGCGCAAUAGGGACGCGGAAGCUGAGAGGGGGCGGAGGGAGUUUGAUGCGGCUGCUUUUAGGCCUCGGCCGCGGGCGAGACCUGUGAGGGGUGCGGGUGCGGGUGUGAGGCCGGCGAGGAUGGUGUUGGACUCUGGCGUUGGUGCUGUGCCCGAGGACGGUGCGGUGCGGGGUGGUGAGGAUGGAGUGCGGGGUGGUGAGGAGGCUGAGUCUGGCACGGUGUCGGUGAAGACGCCUACGGCCAAGAACCGGUCGAGGUUUGGGCAGGGUGUGCGUGGGCUGUUCCGCGCGAAGUAAUGGGAUGGUGAUGCUUUGUGCGUGUGUUUCUUGUUGCGAUGUUGUAGAAUAUACCCCCG
Molecule: messenger RNA, 1949 nt
Organism: Coniophora puteana RWD-64-598 SS2
Lineage: Eukaryota; Fungi; Basidiomycota; Agaricomycetes; Boletales; Coniophoraceae
Exons: 1
Coding region: 1-1890 (629 amino acids)
Source: RefSeq, a predicted model, not a curated record